Molecule: messenger RNA, 2679 nt
Organism: Loxodonta africana (African savanna elephant)
Lineage: Eukaryota; Metazoa; Chordata; Mammalia; Proboscidea; Elephantidae
Gene: CAPZB
Product: capping actin protein of muscle Z-line subunit beta
Exons: 9
Coding region: 984-1889 (301 amino acids)
Biological process (GO): regulation of lamellipodium assembly; actin cytoskeleton organization; cell morphogenesis
Cellular component (GO): F-actin capping protein complex; cytoplasm
Molecular function (GO): actin filament binding
Source: RefSeq, a predicted model, not a curated record
CCGCUCAGGAGGGGGCCGCUGGCCCGGGCGGCUUGGGUGGUCAGUGACCCUGUCUCUCCCUCUCUGCUCCCGCCCUUGGCUCAAGCUGGAGCCCCACUCCACCUCUGGGUCAGGCUAGUCUCCCCCAUAGCCCAGGCUAGACCCCCCUUCAUCCGUGGUCCAGGCCAGGCACCCCCUCCAGUGUCCCAGGCGUGGUCCUUCUUUCCCUCCCCAUGGCCCGGGCUAGGUACUCCUUUCCUCACUUACGGCCCAUACUAGGCCCCUGCUCCCCACUGCACUCUGUUCCCCUCUCCAUGGUCCCGGCCUGGAGCUCCGUCACUUCCCACCUCCCGCCUGUGGCCUUAGCUCAGAUUUGUUCCCCCUCUCCUCCAUGGUCUCAUUCUGAACCUUCUUUCCUCUCCCGUAGUCUUAAGUCUGGACCUCCCCUCCUUCAUGGACUCCGCCUGGACCGUACCUCCCAUUUAUGCCACCCUUCCCCUCUUGCUACCGGUCUUAGCGCAGCCUGGGCCUGCGCUCUCCAACUUUACUCUGCCACCAGGGCCCUGCUCCCUGCCCUGCCCCUUGACCCAGUGGCUCACUCCCCCAUGCCUAGAGCGAACCUUCCCAGCUGUCUCUCUUCUGGCAUGGGAGCGAGGGGAGCUCUCAAACCAGGGUGGUGGUGGUACCAGUGCUGUGCCUUCUCAGGUUGAGGGUUGCCCCUUCUGGGGAGGCCGCCUGGGAGCGAGCAAGGGAAGGGCGGGCAUCUGUGUGCCCGGAAGGCAGCGCAGCGCGUUGUGGGCCAUCCCCACCCUUCGUGCAGCGGGUGCGGUGCCUGAGGAGUGUCCUGCGGGGCGCCGGGUUCCCACGGAGUGAGAGCAUGAGUGGGAGGGGAGGGCUGAGUGUAGGGGAGCUGACAGGACAGAGAUGAGCACACAAUUGCCCUUGUGAGGCCUUAGCCUUUGGGGGGCCGCUAGGACCUGAGCCCCACAUAAGGCCUGGACACGAUGCACCCUAGCAGGCGCAGCCUCCCUUUCCCCCUGAACUGUCAGCUUGUGAGGGUUGGAACUGCUGAUUAUGGAGGUGCCUCGGAUCAGAGUGAUCAGCAGCUGGACUGUGCCUUGGACUUAAUGAGGCGCCUGCCUCCACAGCAAAUCGAGAAAAACCUUAGCGACCUGAUCGACCUGGUUCCCAGUCUAUGUGAAGAUCUCCUGUCUUCUGUUGACCAGCCACUGAAAAUUGCCAGAGACAAGGUGGUGGGAAAGGAUUACCUUUUGUGCGACUACAACAGAGAUGGGGACUCCUAUAGGUCACCAUGGAGUAACAAGUACGACCCUCCUUUGGAAGAUGGGGCCAUGCCAUCGGCUCGGCUGAGAAAGCUGGAGGUGGAAGCCAACAAUGCCUUUGACCAGUAUCGAGACCUGUAUUUUGAAGGCGGCGUCUCAUCUGUCUACCUCUGGGAUCUGGAUCAUGGCUUUGCUGGAGUGAUCCUCAUAAAGAAGGCUGGAGAUGGAUCAAAGAAGAUCAAAGGUUGCUGGGAUUCCAUCCACGUUGUGGAAGUGCAGGAGAAAUCCAGUGGUCGCACUGCCCAUUACAAGUUGACCUCCACAGUGAUGCUGUGGCUGCAAACCAACAAAUCUGGCUCUGGCACCAUGAACCUCGGAGGCAGCCUUACCAGACAGAUGGAGAAAGAUGAAACUGUGAGCGACUGCUCCCCGCACAUAGCCAACAUCGGGCGCCUGGUAGAGGACAUGGAAAACAAAAUCAGAAGUACGCUGAAUGAGAUCUACUUUGGAAAAACAAAGGACAUCGUCAACGGGCUGAGGUCUGUGCAGACUUUUGCAGACAAAUCAAAACAAGAAGCUCUUAAGAACGACCUGGUGGAGGCUUUGAAGAGAAAGCAGCAAUGUUAAACCUCGGCUUCACGCUAACCGGACAUGCCAUGCACUCGUUAGACUCCUUUCUUAGAAAACUCGUUUUCUGCUCCCCUUCCCUCCUCCCUCCCUCCCUCCCCAGCAGGUCACAGAACAGCUCGCGACAUCGACUGCACUGCGCCAUCUCUCCCUGAGAAUAAAGCCCAAUAAACACCCUUCUCCUCUCUGAGGCCUACUUCCCACCACAUUUUGCUGUCAAAAUUCAAUAUUUCCUUAGAGACGGUGUUUUCUUUUUUUUUUUGAUCCCAACACCCUCCCCCCUGCGUUUCUCUCCUCCAUUUAUAGGCAUAAAAUACACUGUCUGUCUGCUUCCCUCCCCUCCCACCUUUUUGUUACAUUGGUGUAAAAAAUGUAAAACAAAAAAAUUUUAUGAAAUAACUGUGGUGUGUGAAAGAUAGAAGAAAAACUGGAAAUCUGAUUCCACGUGUGUCUGGGAGUUGCUUGGGGUUAGGGGUCAGGGGGACAGGGGACCGCUCUGGGAGGAAGGAGAGGCCGCCCUCAGCAUCGUCCUGCACAGACGCCCCUGUCCCAUGGAGACCAUGUUUUGGGGGUGGGGGUGGGGAUCUGCUGACCGUUCUGCUCUUCUGGCCAGGUGCUUUUCUGUCAAUUUUUAUGGAAUGCAAAGGAAUUUUUUUGUUUUAUUUUGUUUUUUUUUGUAAAGCUUAAACAAACAAAAAAAAAAUCUACAUCUUAUACUUGAGCCUCCAUACUUAAAAAAAAAAAAAAAGGAAAACAAAAAAAAAAAUAAAAAGAAGCUGGGACGCAGAAA